This is a messenger RNA of Cladocopium goreaui, 1227 nucleotides long. Lineage: Eukaryota; Dinophyceae; Suessiales; Symbiodiniaceae. The record is from the annotation of a GenBank genome assembly.
CUGCUCUCUCAUGUAGUUCAAUGCCAUGAAUUUUGCGUUUUUGCUGCCGUUGCUUUGGUAUGGUGAUACAAGCCUGAUAAGCGUUGAGCAGCUGGAUACGGACACAGGCGUUGGCGACCAUUGUGACACCAGGCGAUCUCCGAAGGGCUGUAUCACUUUGUUGAAUGGAGGUGAAACUUUAGGUCUGGUACAAGUGGGUUCACAGGCCAUCAAGAGCCAGAACACAACCAAACUCUCUGCCAAGGAUGCAGACGGACAUGCGCGAUAUGCGCAACAUGCGCGCACCGAAGUGGUGAAACAUUUCGCGAUUGUGCAGACCGCCUCGCAAACCGCUGCAGCGAUGAAAGGCGUGCAAGACUUCAACGAUGGUGCGAUCGUGUUUCUCAGCAUGCUGUUCGUGCUGGUCCUCUACUUGGUGGCUGGCGCUCAAUUGGGCUUUGGCUCCGAAGAGAGUGUGGAUUCGCAGCUUCAAAAUUUUUAUCAAAGAACAACUUCCUGGGUGAUGCCCAGAAUGGAAGCCUUACAAGAGCUCCUUCCCUGCAUCAGCAGCAACCUGGUAGGUCCAACGGCGGACAUGCCUCUGCUAGUGCCCGUCAAAGCUUUGGAGGAGCGAGAGAAGUGCCAGAGGAUGUUGAGCAACUUGAAAGGUUGGGGGUCCCCUGCGUUGCCCGAAAAUGUGGCCUGGCAAUUUGACAUCACCAGUAUCUGUGGGCAAAAGGUGCUGGCAGUGCAGCAGGUCAAGCUACAGGAUGGACAGCUUGGCCCCAUCCAGGUCUUAGGGCAUCGGGGCAGCGGUCGGGGCAAGUGCCUGGGCUCCAUUGAUCGGAAACUCCAGCUGGUCUCGGGAGUGGGUGAAGACUUUGGGCGCUUGGUCCGGAAGCAGUCUGGUGCGUACGAGUUGAAGGAGUCGGCGACUGGCAGGCACAGAUGGUUGGUGCAGGCCAACAUGCAUUUCCCUGGCCAUGAAUACUUCACCGUGACGUGGAGGCCGCGACGCCGACUUCUGGCCACUUUGAAUCGCGGCCAGGGGGGCCAUGCGGACUACAUGAAGGUGAUGCCAACACCGGGGGUUGAUGUGGUGUUGGUGAUCCUAUGCUGUGUAGGCCUCUUUGUCUUCAGGAUAGAUGACCAGGUGGAAGGACAAUCCAUGGAGGAAGACCCAGAAGCUGCAGGAUCCGGUUUCGCAGGAAAUCUCCUGCAGAAUGCAGACGGCGCGGAUGAUUGACG